AUUUACGUCACGAGUUGAACGGAAGUGCGAUUGAAAUUGCGCACGUAUCUCCCACUUCGUACAUUGUUGCUAUUUAUCAAGGUCUACGGAUUGUUUUUGCACAUUAGCUUGGAAAUUGUAGACUAUUGACUUCCAACAGAUAAUACAAAUCUGUAUUUAGGGUUUUACAAGAUGGCCAGCUGCAGUUUUCAGUCGCAAUUGGUAUCGAUUAUGGAGGUAUUAGCUAAAGCCGCUGUAGCAGAAAUAAACAAUCGUGUAGAUGAUAGCUGUGCAGUUAUACGUUUGGAAAUUACCCAAAGCCAACGAGAUAUUGAUGUACUGAAAAGAAAGUGUCGAAUGAUGGAGAGCGAGCUGAAGAAGACACAAGGACGAGAUAGGAGAAAAGUUCUUUACCCCAUGUCAACAGAGAGAUUGUCAUAUCCUGUCAAGAUUGUUUUGAACAAGGAAAGGAGUAGCUCACAGUGGAGAGGCAGAGAGGACUCUCCGUGCCAGCCUACUGAUGUGGAGCAGAGAGUGGAGACUGAACCCAUACUGAUCAAAGAUGAGGAGACAGCAGAGGACGUGUGGAAGACUGACCCUCAGGAAGAGCUCAGGAUCACUGGAGAGGAAUCUGGUUCCAAGCCUGGGAAACCACCAUCCUUUGAGCAACAGCUCUGUGAUGAGGACUUCAUCACACAACCCAGCAUAUCUCCCAGAGACUCAGUGGAACAUUACCCCAAUUCUGAUCGUCCAGAGGAACCAGGAACACCCCGGCUAUCAUCUACAGAGGUGUUCAACACAGAGCAGCACCGGCCAGACGAGGACUCACUAGAACUUGUGAUGGUGAAAGAGGAGGAGCUGGAUCAGACCACAAACCUGGCAGGACCUGACCAGUUUGUCAUGGAUGAGUCUGAUGGGCAGUUGUGGACCUCUGUGGAUCCAGGCAGAGACACUAACCCUGAUGGCCACCCAGAUUUCUCCUUUCAUUCCACAGAAAAGUACUCUCAGAAUAUCUCAAUUUACCCAUCUCAUAGUGGACUGUCAUCUGUUCCUACUAUGACAGAUGAAGUAGGGCCAUCACUUCACUCUUCUAUAGGAAAACCACAUGCUAACAUGUUCAUUGCAGAAAAACACAGUAAAGGACAUGUCAGAACAUUGGCUGAUGAGACUAGACAACAGAUGCCAGAUGGACAGAGCAGUGAGAUGCUGAACUCAAAUAAUGAAGGAAAUAGUUUAGCUCUACAGUCAAGGCAGCAUCAGUACAGGGCUUCAGAAGCAACAGUGAGAUUGAGUGAGUGCAUGACAGGGUCAAACAUGGCCACCACCUCCACCUUCUCAGGAUAUAGCCUGAGUCGCAGUAGUUUUAACAUGGUGAAGAGAAUGAGGACUCAGUGGAGAUCAGGCGGCACCACCGAGAGGCGUUUCAGCUGCACCUUCUGUGGGAAGAGCUUCCCACGUUUCUGGCAGCUAAAAGAACACCUCCGGAGUCACACCGGAGAGAAACCGUACACCUGUGAACAGUGUGGCAGGAGUUUUACCAAGCAGUGCAACCUGAUCAGACAUGCUGUGGUCCACAGCGGAGAGAAGCCCUACAAGUGCACACAGUGUGGGAAAUGCUUCACUCAGCGCUCUGGUAUGAAGUCACAUCAGAGAACUCACAUAGGAGAGAGUCCAGUGUCUCAAUACGUGGCACCCGCAUACCCUGGGGAUCCACACACAGGUUUAAUGUUGCCUCAGAACAGAUGGAACAAAUAGUUCAUAGUUUUUCUGGAACUUUGUUUUGAGACAAUUUGACAAGCUUUUCCUCCUAAUUGAUUUGUGAAUUGGUUUUGAUGUUUGACUGUUGACGGCUCUUCACUUUUAUUUUAAACAACUAAUUUACAACUGGUAACAAUGUAUUUUGUACUACAAAACUGUAAAAAAAAACAUGGUAUUUUCAAUAAAAUGUAUUUAAUGAAAGAGUCAA
Oncorhynchus mykiss (rainbow trout) is the source of this 1945-nucleotide messenger RNA. RefSeq lists its product as uncharacterized. Lineage: Eukaryota; Metazoa; Chordata; Actinopteri; Salmoniformes; Salmonidae. Gene Ontology annotation, molecular function: RNA polymerase II transcription regulatory region sequence-specific DNA binding; DNA-binding transcription factor activity, RNA polymerase II-specific. The record is from RefSeq and is a predicted model, not a curated record. Gene Ontology annotation, cellular component: nucleus. Gene Ontology annotation, biological process: regulation of transcription by RNA polymerase II; embryo development.